This is a messenger RNA of Ruditapes philippinarum (Manila clam), 1299 nucleotides long. Its product is annotated as neuronal acetylcholine receptor subunit beta-3-like. Lineage: Eukaryota; Metazoa; Mollusca; Bivalvia; Venerida; Veneridae. The transcript is spliced from 2 exons. Gene Ontology annotation, molecular function: transmembrane signaling receptor activity; extracellular ligand-gated monoatomic ion channel activity; neurotransmitter receptor activity. The record is from RefSeq and is a predicted model, not a curated record. Gene Ontology annotation, biological process: regulation of membrane potential; monoatomic ion transmembrane transport; chemical synaptic transmission. Gene Ontology annotation, cellular component: neuron projection; synapse; membrane. Bases 1 to 1299 code for a protein of 432 amino acids.
AUGGAUAAAAUACCAUUGUUAAUGGUAAUAUUGAAAGCUCUUGAGUCAUCGCUCGGACAAACAUACACUGAAAUGGACUCUUUACUAGGACAUCUUUUCAAUAAGACAAGAUAUAACAAAUAUCUGAGACCUGUAGAAAACCAAAGUCACGUUAUUCAGGUAAACUUUACACAGUAUGUAAAAACCAUUGAACAUCUUGACAUCUCGUCAGGUGAGCUUCUAAUAACUGGAUAUUUUGAAAUAAAAUGGACUGAUGAAAUGUUGACUUGGGACCCUGCUCUUUUUGGAGGUAGAGAAAAAAUACAGUUGCCUAAAGACAAGUAUUGGAAACCAGAGAUUUCCUUAACAGACGGACCGGCAAAUGAGGACACUUCGAUUUAUGGGAGCGGAUUCUAUCCCGCGUGGACCACUUACCAAGGGGUAGUAAUGAUCAUUGCUGCAGGCAGUUACAAGACGAAAUGUAUUGUUGACACAACAUUUUAUCCUUAUGAUACGCACUCGUGUUAUUUCCAGUUCAUCGUGUCUAAUCAUGACUCUACGGAACUUAUGAUAUCUUCUCCUUCACCCGAUAUUCAUUUUAGUGAUUUCAAAGAAAAUGGUGAAUGGGAAGUUAAGAGUACAGAUACAAAUGUAAUGCUGGUAAAAGAGAAAAACAUAGACAAUGUGGGUAUACCAAUGUAUCAGUCAUCGUUUUUGUUAAAAAGAAGGUCCAAAUAUGAAAUGAUAAAUUCACUUACACCUAUCACGUUUAUGUUAUUUCUGAAUAUUGCAACUUGUUUUGUUCGCCCUGAAUCCGGUGAAAGGACAACAUUUGCAAUAACGCUAUAUUUAGCAUUAGUUUUUGCAGCAACAUCAUUAACAGAGACAAUACCUAGAAAUUCAUUAAAAGUGCCAAUGAUUUCGUAUCAACUGCUUACGGUUAAUCUCAUCAACACGGUUGGCGUUUUAUGGAGCAUAUUCAUUGUUAAUUGCGCGAGUAAAUCUGCGGCUGAUAGAUAUCUGCCAAAUUUUCUUCUGAGGAUGAUUACAAAAAGGAGACAGAAAAGCAAAAAUAAUUGUAAAAUAGUUCCUGUAGAAAAUUCAGUAGUAUCGAUAUUGCCUGUUGAGGGUACGGAUAUAAGUGAUGGUGACAUCACUACUCAAAGUGAAGAAGUAUGUAAUGGACCACAAUCUGCUAACAUAACUGGACACGAGGUGGCGGAAGUUCUUGAUACAAUUUAUUUCUGGAUGAUCAUUAUUUGUAUUAUUUUAACAAAUGUCAUUUACAGUGCAUUUUCGUACCAAAGUUGGUUCAGUUAG